GAUUUGGAGACAUACAAUGAUUUUUUUAACACUCGCAGUAGCAUUUACAGGGACCUAUAUUAUUUUCGUAAAAUAAGAAUUGUUGCUUUAAUGAUUAAAAUAAUAUUAACUAGAGCAAAUGAUACUAAAUUGAUACCUGUAGACAUGGAUAGAAAGGUGACUAUAUCUGAUGCUGCUAGAAGUAUGGCUGCUUACUGACAGUGUUCUUACUCUCAUUAAAUCAGCUGUUAAAGAUCCUCUUGCACAAGGACUGUUAAAAUGUUUGGACACAUUGAAAUAUAUUGCACAAAUUGGUUACAUUGUACCACCAGAUAAUUGGAAUAAGGAUCCAGACUACUUAAAAAAAGCUAUUGUAAAAGCCACUGAUAGUGAUGACAUUGAAUAUGAUCUCAUAAUUGAUCCAGUCCACAAUGGAUAUUGUGGAUAUGAAGCAUGGACACAAUAUUUUUAUCGUGAUGAUGGCUCAACUGAUAAAUGGGAAGAAAAAUGGGCACAAAAGAAAUAUCAUGCUAGCUCCCCAUGGCGUGUUUUCCUUGUCAGUGGUAAUAGAAAAUUGAUGGCGGCAGUACAAGAUGGAUUGCAAAAAGUAAUGGAAAAUGAAAAGAUUAAAUUUGGGAAAAUUUAUCCAGCUCCAGAAAAUUUUGAUUUGAUGCCUGAUAUCUCAUGAUGUGAAAAGGUUUCAAACUUUCAAUGGCAUGUGUGAAAUGAAUUUCAAAAAUCUACAAUUUAAUAAUAAUGCUCAGUACUUAGUGUAGAACAUUUAAUGCACAAUGCUGCCUAAUUAAUAUAGUGUGUUAUAGUAACAUAGUAAACAUAUCUUUUGAUUUAAGUCAUAAUUAUACAAUUAUAAAU
Messenger RNA from Amphimedon queenslandica, 852 nucleotides. RefSeq lists its product as uncharacterized. Bases 170 to 667 code for a protein of 165 amino acids. The record is from RefSeq and is a predicted model, not a curated record. The transcript is spliced from 9 exons. Lineage: Eukaryota; Metazoa; Porifera; Demospongiae; Haplosclerida; Niphatidae.